Messenger RNA from Amyelois transitella, 1148 nucleotides. Its product is annotated as mpv17-like protein. The transcript has 5 exons. NCBI's taxonomy places the organism in Eukaryota, Metazoa, Arthropoda, Insecta, Lepidoptera, Pyralidae. The record is from RefSeq and is a predicted model, not a curated record. Gene Ontology annotation, cellular component: membrane; cytoplasm. The coding region runs from base 278 to 853 and encodes 191 amino acids.
CUUGUUACAUAACGUUUGACACUUGUUUAGUCGUUGUCAGUGGAAGGUAACAAACGAUUAAUUAUUCUAUUGAAUUCAAUUGGAGACGAAGGACCACGUUUAGUAUGGUCCCUCAUACAAGUGAUAACAGUCGUGUAUAUUUAUAUUUUUAUAAUAUUCAGUGAUAUUUAUUCACCUAAAACAUAUUGACUUUUAUGUGAUUUGUGUUGGAAGUUGUAAUUGUGAGCAAGUGUGUCGUUUUCUUUAAAUUAUUUGCAUAUUAUUUUAAAAGGACGCGAUGCUGUCACGAGUGGCUCAAGUCUGGCGGCAGUCCCUGAAGCAGUACCCCGUGGCUACCAACACUGGGGUCUACGCCAGCUUCUACUUAGCAGCUGAGCUGAUGCAGCAGACGUACAAUAAGAUGAACAAGCCAGAAAAGCCAGAUAUUGACUUGACAGCGGCUGCGCGAAUCUCAGCGGUGGGAAGCACUUUGUACGCCCCAACUUUAUAUUAUUGGUACAAGUUCCUGGACCGAAAAUUCGCCGGCAAGGCAAUGAAGACGGUGAUCACGAAAGUAGCCGCUGAUCAGUUCCUGAUGACACCAGUUUUAUUAGCCUCAUUUUUCACCAUUAUGAGUGUCGUGGAACGCAAGGAAGACAUUUUCGCUGAACUUCGAGAAAAAUACUGGAUGGCCUUCAUGGCCAACCAAUCCUUCUGGAUACCGGCGCAAAUGGUCAACUUCUCCUUCAUGCCCCCUCAUUUGAGGGUCGUUUACGUGGCGACUGCCUCGUUUCUAUGGAUUAAUGUUUUGUGCUUCAUCAAAAGACAAAAGACUGGCAAAGAAAUGAUCUUAGAAGUUACACCAAGCUUGUAAAUAUAAUCUUCUGAUCAAAAUUUUUCUCUCACCAUUUUCUUUGUGAUAUUUUAAGUGUAAUACACGUGGUUUUUGGGAUUAAGAACUUGAGACUGUACCCAUUAAGGAAUGAAGAUGUAAUUAAUAUGUUCAUGUUUGUGCUUUAUAAGUAAGUACUUUGCAUAAAAGUGUUAAUUGUUUACGUACUUCCUAAGAUAAGACGUAAAAAUAUAUUUUAGUGAAUAAUAUUCCAUUUACAUAUUUUAUAAGGAAAUGUAACCAAUUUAUUUUGUAAAUAAAUGUGUAAUAGCUUUGA